Molecule: messenger RNA, 1273 nt
Organism: Frieseomelitta varia
Lineage: Eukaryota; Metazoa; Arthropoda; Insecta; Hymenoptera; Apidae
Gene: Uck
Product: uridine-cytidine kinase
Exons: 6
Coding region: 165-977 (270 amino acids)
Cellular component (GO): cytoplasm; cytosol
Molecular function (GO): kinase activity; ATP binding
Source: RefSeq, a predicted model, not a curated record
UGGAUCUAACGAUUUACGUCAAGUUGUGUAUCUGUAUUUUCACAGAAUCCUUGCCGGAAUUAAUCGUAUUACACGCGAGUCAUUAAUUGAGAUUCUUUUGCAUUGUUAGUUAAGUGUUUUUUCUUCUGUAUUUAAUUCUGGAAGAUCUGAGUAAAUUUGUAACAAUGGCAGAUAUGUCAAUGAAUAUUGUUACUCCGCGAAAGAUGUCUUUCGGUAUCAAUGGGAAAUUAAAUGGUCUAGAAAGCAAAACACCAUUUUUAAUUGGAGUUUCAGGGGGCACUGCAAGUGGAAAAUCAACUGUGUGCAAACGUAUAAUGGAAAAAUUAGGGCAGGUAGAUAUGGAUCACAUGCAGCGGCAAGUAGUUUGUAUUUCACAAGACAGCUUUUAUCGAGAUUUAUCGCCAGCCGAAAAACUUAAAGCUGAAAAAGGUCAAUAUAAUUUUGAUCACCCUGACGCAUUUGAUAAUGAUUUAAUACUUCAAACGUUACAAGAUAUACUAGCUGGGGUGAAAUGUGAGAUACCAGCUUAUGAUUAUAGAACAAAUAGUUUAAUGAAAGAUCAAAUUACAACAAUUUAUCCUGCUGAUGUAGUUUUAUUCGAAGGCAUUUUAGUGUUUUAUUUCCCUAAAAUACGAGACUUGUUCCAUAUGAAGUUAUUUGUGGAUACUGAUUCAGAUACCAGAUUAGCCAGAAGAGUACCAAGAGAUAUAAAAGAAAGAGGAAGGGACUUAGAUUAUGUAUUGAACCAAUAUAUGAAUUUUGUAAAACCUGCCUUUGAAGAAUUCUGUCUUCCUACUAAGAAAUUUGCUGAUGUUAUCAUACCAAGGGGUGCAGACAAUACAGUGGCAAUAGACCUUAUAGUGCACCACAUCUGGGACAUUUUACGUUUGAAAAAGGCUGAAAACUCAUCCAGGCAGCAUCCAUACAUCUACCAACAUAGGCGUACUUCAACUUCAUCCGACACGCUCAGCAGAUGAUUGUAGCAUGAUAUACGCACUUAUCAGCUCUACAUUUUUAUACACAAUAUACUGAUAUCUAAGAUUUGUAGUAAUCUCAAAACAUUUUCCUUUUUUUCUUUUUUUUUGAACACAAUUGUUUCUUAUAUAUAAUUAUACAACUAUAUUUGUAUUACACUUGUAUUAAGCAACAAACAAUAUUGCUUCUAGUGUAUGCAUCUAUCAAACCCUUAAUUUGGGUAAAAUUAAUUUUUGAUUGUUCCUAAAACUUAGGCAUAAUGCAUGAUUAUACAAAGUACCUUGUUUAAACACUAUAA